This is a messenger RNA of Amphibalanus amphitrite, 4063 nucleotides long. Its product is annotated as probable Na(+)/H(+) antiporter nhx-3. Gene Ontology annotation, molecular function: sodium:proton antiporter activity. Bases 1 to 2517 code for a protein of 838 amino acids. Gene Ontology annotation, cellular component: membrane. The record is from RefSeq and is a predicted model, not a curated record. Lineage: Eukaryota; Metazoa; Arthropoda; Thecostraca; Balanomorpha; Balanidae. The transcript has a single exon. Gene Ontology annotation, biological process: regulation of pH; proton transmembrane transport; sodium ion transport.
AUGGUAAACUGCCGCGAACUGCGUGGCUGUGUGCUUGCAAGUGGCUCCAUUGUGGAGGUGGGCAAAGCUGCGGCGGAGCUGCGGUUCAUUACUGCCCGGUUCCGGCUACCAUUGAGUGUGAACGAGCCGCAUCCGUCUGGCGCGGCCGCGGCUGCGGUCGGCGCCGCCGGCGCAUCCGGCUCCCAGCCAGGGCUUGAACGCCGGCCGACGGACGGGGCCGCGUCAGCCAUGACUGCGCCGGACCGCCGAUCGGACGUGCCGGCACGGCUGCUGGGCCGUCCGCGCUCCGUGGUGUUGCUUUUUGUGGUGGUGCUGCUCCUGAUUGCUUGGUGUCGACCGCUCGGCGCCGCGCCAGCCUCCCGGUCAGAUGUCAGCAACAGCAGCACCAGGCCGGCGACGACAGUGGCGGUGACCAGCGCGGCGUCGGAGACGGGCCGGUCCCACCGCCCGACGCCCAGUCAUGCGGGCCGAGCGUCGCCCACUUCGGUGUCGGUGCCAAACGUGACUGAGUACUCAGACCCGCUGUUCAGACCGUACGACCCGAACCGACUCUAUCCCCACGUGCGCUACUUUGAGGUGGGCAAGGUGGACUUCGAGCACGUGCGCGCGCCGUUCGUGAUCGGGUGUUGGAUUCUAAUCGCCGGACUCGCCAAAAUGGCAUUUCACAGCGUUCCACAGCUGUCUAGGAUGGUUCCCGAGUCGUGUCUGCUCAUCGGACUUGGCAUCGGGGUCGGUGCGUUCCUGUAUGCGUGCCUUGGUGAUAUUGAAGCCUCACAUCAUCUUGAUCCGGACACAUUCUUCCUCUACAUGUUACCGCCAAUCAUCCUGGACGCUGGCUAUUUCAUGCCGAACAGACUGUUUUUCGAUAAUCUCGGCACGAUCCUUCUACUGGCUGUCGUCGGAACCGUCUUCAACACGUUCGCUAUCGCCGGCGGCCUGUACGUGGUCGGCCUGUCAGGCGUGUACGGCGUGGAGACCUCGCUGCUGGACAUCUUUAUCUUCUCGGCGCUAAUUUCGGCCGUGGACCCAGUGGCUGUUCUGGCCGUCUUUGAAGAAAUCCAGGUGAAUGAAGUGCUCUACAUUCUUGUGUUCGGCGAGAGUCUGCUGAAUGAUGCUGUCACUGUCGGUCUGUAUCACAUGUUCGAGGAGUACAUGAUACUCGGCCACAGCGCCUUCCGCAUGACUGACAUCGGUAAAGGCUUUGUGAAGUUCGCUUCUGCAGCCGUCGGCGGCACCUUUAUCGGGGUCAUUUGGGGUUUCAUAACGGCAUUCCUGACCCGAUUCACUCAUAAGGUGCAUGUCAUGGAGCCGAUCUUUGUUUUCACCAUGCCGUUCUUAGCUUAUCUUAACGCCGAGAUGUUUCAUCUCUCGGGCAUACUCUCUAUUACAUUUUGUGGUCUCACUAUGAAAAACUAUGUCAUAACCAAUGUGUCAGCCAAGUCACACACAACUAUAAAAUACAUGAUGAAGAUGUUGGCCUCAUGCUCAGAGACAGCUAUCUUCAUGCUGCUGGGCGUAGCUACGGUACACAAUCACCAUGACUUCAACUUGGUGUUUGUGCUGGCCACCAUCAUCUUCUGCGUGCUCGUACGUUCCAUCGGCGUGGUGAUCCUCGCGUCACUCGCCAACCGCCUGAGGCUGCGGCCCAUCGCCGUCGUGGACAUAUUUGUGCUGGCCUACGGCGGUCUUCGUGGUGCCGUUGCUUUCGCGCUCGUGAUGCUCAUCGAUCCGCACUAUGUUAAAGAACAGCAAAUGUUUCUCACGACCACUAUCAGUGUCGUCUACUUCACGGUCUUCUUCCAGGGUAUGAGCAUCAAGCCACUGGUGCAGCGUCUCGGCGUUGAGCGCGCCAAUAAGCGCAAGCUAACGAUGAACGAGCGAAUCCACGAGAGGGCUCUCGACUACCUGAAGGCCGGUGUGGAGACAAUCGUUGGUCACCCAUUCAGUUACAACGUACGCCAGCGUUUCAAGCAAAUAAAUCACCGUUACCUAUUACCGUGCCUGACCCGCAGCAAUCACACUCGCGCGCGCGACCCCAAGAUCAUGGAGACGUUCAGCAAACUCGUCAUGGUCGACGCCAUGCAGAAUUUUAACGACAUCACCAACAUUGGCGGUCCGGGCGGCCAGCAUCUCUGCUCAAGCAGCACUACAGGUUCCAGGUCGGAUUCUGACGAUAGUCCGAUGCCGAAAGACGGGCGGCCCGUCAUAUCACCGCCGCCACCCACGCCGCCGCCGGGGCCGCCGCCGCGCCGCUUUAGCUACAGGCGUCACGUGACCGGGGAUGAGCCGCUGCCGAACCCAGUGCUGACGGCGCUGGACCAGUUGCACAUGACCCAGGACAUGGACGCGCGCCGUCUGCUGCAGGCCAACGGACGCGGCAGCGGCCGCCGCCACUCGCUGGUGCUGGGUCGGCGUCGGAUAGGCAGCGAACCGAGCCGGGACCGUCAGCUCACAGAGGCACCCCAGGCCGACAGGAGAGGCAGCGGCGGCCACGGCCUACAGUACACCCGGCUCUGAGACCAGAUUCAAUGCGUCGGCAAACACGGUCAGGCUUCAGGAAAAUGUUGGUCAUGUAGUUGGUGUGUAACAAGAUUCUACAAACCAUCGCUAACUCACAUAACGAUGGCACCAGUUUUUUACCAAUGCGUCGAGCAUGUUGCGAGCACAAACUCAGUGGAGUGAAAUUGUUUUUUUCAGUGCGUGUGCAAGGAGCAUUUGUUCUUUAACCCGCGCAUGACUUGAGUAUUUUCCAUAACGCGAGUGACUGGGAAGGGGGGGGGCAUGCAGAGCCCCCUCCUAUCUCCUUAAUAACUGGGUCGAUCGUCCAAGUUCAAACGGUGUCUCAUAGCCCUGGAAACACUGUCGAGGGAAACCUAUUUUCAUUUAUCUCGAGGUCACCGAUGACGUCACAGGUCAGGUCAAAGUAAACAUAGCAUUUUGGCUUGUUUAAAUUUGGGCUCUGGCCACCGUCUAACAAGUCCGAUCAGGCUCAUUUUUUGGUUUACGCAAUUCUUGAUAUAUGCCUUAGAUACCCUGAGAGUAUCGAACUUACACCUAAAAUUGUUCAGGUCAAGGCCAGGUCAUCCUACGUCACGUAAAUUUUAUAUCAUGUUUCGGUCACGUGACGCAUGUUUUAUGGUUCAUUCAUUCACAGUUUAAUAUCGUGUGAGCCAUAUGAAGUCAAUUUCAGCUGCAUUUAGCUGAGGUUAAGUCACUUUCAGGCACAAAAUCUUUAAUUUUGAAAAUGACAUGUUUCAACAAAAAAGUUGGCUUUCAGAUGCAGUUCGAGCUCAGGAACACGAUGGUGCUAUUUGUAUUACUGUGCGAUGUCAAAAACGUACUGGAAAAUGACUUUCAAAAACAUAAAAUUGUUUAAUUCUGACUAUAGUGCGUAUAACUAAGCCAUUUUUGAAGAUAUUGGGCUACAAUGUUCUAGGGUAGUUCAUCAAUGGGUGCAUUAUCAAAUAUAUUCCGUUUCUUUUAAGUCAAAAAAGUUCUUUAAAAAAAUAAUUGUAUAAGUAUAUUUCCAUAAGUUUUAAAAUUUUGAAAAUCCGAGAUAGCAGUUUAAUAGCCAAGUAGAGCCCCCCAGUCAUUCGCGGGUUAAGAAUCUUUGUGUAUGACAUCUCCUUGAAAUUGUAUGCCGAGUGAAAUAUGUAUUUAACAAAAAGUCAAAUGCAGAAAUGAUGAGUUUUAGAUAACGCUUUUUUGUCAAAUCACAUUAAAAUUAAAAAAAAAGUUUCAUUUUGGAUGUGAAUUUGGGCAUUCCACGAUAGAUCGACCAAAGCCGUACACCCUCACAUGUUAUUUUCUGCUUAAAUUGGUGUAUGUGGUGGUGAUGGGCGGGGAAACCAUCUGUGGCAGGGAAUUUUUCUUCAAACAACGGUUUCCGAGACAUAGCCUCGGGCAACUCCCGGAGGUUAUGCUGCAACCCUAUAUUUGGCAGCUUAUAACUCAGAACCUAUUGAUUUUCUAUGGGGAUAUUAUAGCCGUUUUCACGACGGCCAUCUGGUACACGUUUGGUGCAUAUUUGGUGCAGAUUAGGUGCAGAUUUGGUCAAAUCAGG